This is a messenger RNA of Puccinia graminis f. sp. tritici CRL 75-36-700-3, 1288 nucleotides long. RefSeq lists its product as hypothetical. The record is from RefSeq and is a predicted model, not a curated record. The coding region runs from base 223 to 807 and encodes 194 amino acids. The transcript is spliced from 6 exons. Lineage: Eukaryota; Fungi; Basidiomycota; Pucciniomycetes; Pucciniales; Pucciniaceae.
GGGCUUGCUGCUGCUGACUGGGCAGUGGGCCUCUUUUUAUUUAAUCCGCGCCUUCUUCUUCUCAGGCUAUUUCCGUCCCUCCCAAUCAGACCAGACUCCCUCUGAACCUCCCUCUCAAAGAAGCCCACCCAAAAACCCUCAUCAAAUCGCUAAAGUCUGUUCUGCUACUCUCUCCCAUCAAAACAAAAAACAACAACUAUCAAUCUUUGAAUAGUCCGAGAGAUGGCCAAAUAUUCGACUUUUGAACAACUGCCGGUCGAGAUUGUCGAACUAUGUCUCGAGGGCUUGCCGGCCAGCUCGAUUGCCGCAUUAUUAGGUCUCAGUCGUCAAACCCGUCACUUGGUGCUCACUUCGAUCGAAUUCAUCUUCGCUAAGAUGGUCAAAUCGUUUGAAGACAAAAGCCAAUACAUUGGAUUGGAAGCGAUCCAUUCGUCUCUUUCAGUCACCGUCCGCUCGUCGCUGACGUUCCAGAACUUCAUCCCGAUCGGGCAUGUCUCGACGGUGCCCAAGGCGCCCUUGCGGUACGCCCGCUUUGUGAUCGAGAGUCCGAUGGAUGUCGCCGGGGGCGAGAGCGACGCGGCGCUGUUCACCUGUUCCGUGUUCAGGAAAGACUCGGACAUUCCGUGCCGUAACUUCUUUGAGGAUAUCUGCAAGGUGCGCGACCAGGACCCGAUCGUCGUCGAUCGAGAUGGCCUCUUGGUCAACAUCGAGCCCCCUCAGGAGGGCCAAAAACCAGCCGAGAAAUCCGGAAAGGUGGUCUUGAAGACCGUCGACAUUAACCCGCUCAAAGCGUACUAUUUCAAGUGAUCUCGUUGGAGUUGGCCAGUAAGCUGCUUGCCAAGGUUGCCUGUCAAGGCUUACGGGUCUGAUCCUCUCUACAUACUGGUCAUAUACAUUUAUUGAGUCAAUCGUGCUUUUCUUUUUUUUCUUGUUUUUGUGUUUUUUCUAGAUACUCGAUUUUAACACAAAAGGGUUUGGCUGUGGUCCCUUUUCUUUUUCUUCUCUUCUCUCUUCGGUCUGUUUUCUUUAUGUUGUCCCUUCAUACCCUCCCCCAAUCUCCAUCAAAAAAAAACCAAUGCGUGUGUGUUUGGUGGGUCGGUCCGUCGAUUAUCAGGCUUCCGUCGCGCUUGCGUCCAGUCUUUCCUUCCCCGCAGAUUCUUUGAGUCUAUAUGACUACCUACUCUCACCACUACCCUCUCCCCCCCCCCAUCCUUUUUUUGUUUUGUCUUGUUGUUUUUUUUACACAAAACAAAAUAUGCUCCAGAAAAAUAAAACUACUUAACCUUCG